Molecule: messenger RNA, 4182 nt
Organism: Onychostruthus taczanowskii (white-rumped snowfinch)
Lineage: Eukaryota; Metazoa; Chordata; Aves; Passeriformes; Passeridae
Gene: NFE2L1
Product: nuclear factor, erythroid 2 like 1
Exons: 7
Coding region: 502-2775 (757 amino acids)
Biological process (GO): regulation of transcription by RNA polymerase II
Cellular component (GO): nucleus
Molecular function (GO): RNA polymerase II cis-regulatory region sequence-specific DNA binding; DNA-binding transcription factor activity, RNA polymerase II-specific
Source: RefSeq, a predicted model, not a curated record
GGGCACGCGCAGCUCAGCGCUCCGCUCCGCGGGAGCCGCCCCGGCGCGCUGGGGGCGGCGGGCCCGGAGCGGGGCGGGUCCGGGAGCGCUCCCGGUGUCCGUGCAAGAGCCCCGGGCCGGCUGGCAGCCCGGGCUGGGCAGGGACGGGCGGCCGGGUUCCUUGGGGCAGCGGCAGGUUGACGCACCGGCCUAAGGACAGCUCGGGCCGUGCCGCCGCCCGAAGCUGCUGAUGAAAUCGCAGCCGCCAGCCUUGGAGUCUUUGGACCUUCCCAUGCUCGGGACCUUUGACUCAUAAAGGGCUCCUGGAAAAAGCGUCGGGAGCGGGAGAGGAACCGGAGAGGAACCGGAGAGGAACCGGAGAGGAGCGGGAGAGGAGCGGGAGGAGCUGCGGGGGACACAGACUCGCUGCAUGAGCAGAGCUGGGACACUCCUCUGUGCCCGCCCCCACCCUCGCCCCUUCUUCGCCCUCCUUCACUUGCCCACCCUCUCCGUGCCGCAGAGAUGCUCUCCCUGAAGAAGUACUUCACGGAAGGCCUGAUCCAGUUCACCAUCCUGCUGAGCCUGCUGGGCGUGCGCGUGGACGUGGACAGCUACCUGAGCUCGCAGCUGCCGCCGCUGCGGGAGAUCAUCCUGGGCCCGAGCUCGGCCUACACGCAGACCCAGUUCCACCGCCUGCGCGGCGCCUGGGGCGGCCAUGGCAUCCACCCCAAGAGCGCCGAGCUCGACUCCUACUUGGGCAGCCGCCUGCUCGGCCGGGUGCGCGCCCUGGACCGCCUGCGGGUGCCCAGCACCGAGCUCAGCGCCUGGCUGGUGCACCGGGACGCCGAGGGCGCGCAGCCCGGCGCCGCCGCCGGGGGCCUGCAGGACGGCGCCGGCGGCGAGAGGGAGAGCGGAGCCGAGCAGGGCUUUGGGGACGAGCCGGAGAAUCUGGGAGCCGUGGCGGCGCCUGGCAGCGCGGAGCUCAGCAAGGAGGACAUCGAUUUGAUUGACAUCCUGUGGAGACAGGAUAUUGAUCUCGGCGCCGGGCGAGAGAUUUUUGACUACAGCCACCGUCAGAAAGAGAGCGAAGUGGACAAAGAGCUGAGCGAUGGGAGGGAGCGCGGGGACAGCUGGAGGAGUGCAGGGAAUGAGGUCUUGGAUAGAAUCCCGCUAGUUGAUGGAGAGACCGGGGAGAGUUUCCCUGCGCAGGUGCCCGGAGCGGAGGAUCAGACAGCCCUGUCCCUGGAGGAGUGCCUUAGGCUGCUGGAGGCCACCUUCCCCUUCGGGGACAGUUCCGAGUUCCCAGCUGCGGAUGUCUCCGCCCUGAGCGAAGCCGUGCCCGGGCAGAGCCGGGCCCCGGGCGGCCCCCCCAGCCUGCUGUCCCCUCUGCUGGCCGAGACCGAGUCGCCCUUCGACCUGGAGCAGCAGUGGCAGGACCUGAUGUCCAUCAUGGAGAUGCAGGCCAUGGAGGUGAACACGAGCACGAGCGCCGAGAGCCUCUACGGUGGCACCGGCGGGGACCUCCUGGCGUCCAACUACAGCCUGGCCCCCGGCACGCCCAUCAACCAGAACGUCAGCCUGCAUCAGGCCUCGCUGGGCAGCUGCUCCCAGGACUUCUCCCUCUUCAGCUCGGACAUGGAGAGCCCCUCCAUGGCGGGCGGCUCGGCCCUGCUGCAGCUGGCGCCCGACAACUCCACCGGCCUCAACAGCACCUUCGGCUCCACCAACCUGAGCGGGAUCUUCUUCCCGCCCCAGAUGAACAGCACGGGUAACGAGACGGCCGGGCCCGAGCUGCCCGACCCCCUGGGGGGGCUGCUGGACGAGGCCAUGCUGGAUGAGAUCAGCCUGAUGGACUUGGCCAUCGAGGAGGGCUUCAACCCCGUGCAGGCCUCGCAGCUGGAGGAGGAGUUCGAUUCCGACUCAGGUCUUUCCCUGGAUUCCGGCCACAGCCCCGCGUCCCUGAGCAGCUCCGAAGCCUCGUCCUCGUCGUCGUCUUCCUCUUCGUCCUCCUCCUCCUCCUCGUUUUCCGAGGAAGGCGCCGUGGGCUACAGCUCGGACUCGGAGAACGUGGACUUUGAGGAAGCGGAAGGGGCGGUCGGCUACCAGCCAGAGUACAGCAAGUUCUGCCGCAUGAGCUACCAGGACCCGGCGCAGCUCCACUACCUGCCUUACCUGGAGCACGUUGGCCACAACCACACCUACAACAUGGCCCCGGGCGCCCUGGACCCCGAGGAGCCCAAAGCGCCCGGCGCCGGCAAGAAGAGCGGCAAGGAGAAACCGUCCGAGCUGCUGGACAAGCAGCUGAGCCGCGACGAGCACCGCGCCAGGGCCAUGAAGAUCCCCUUCACCAACGACAAGAUCAUCAACCUGCCCGUGGAGGAGUUCAACGAGCUCCUGUCCAAGUACCAGCUGAGCGAGGCCCAGCUCAGCCUCAUCCGCGACAUCCGCCGGCGCGGCAAGAACAAGAUGGCCGCCCAGAACUGCCGCAAGAGGAAACUGGACACCAUCCUCAACCUGGAGCGCGACGUGGAGGAGCUGCAGCGCGACAAGUCCAAACUGCUCAGGGAGAAGGUGGAGUUCCUCAAAUCCAUCCGGCAGAUGAAGCAGAAGGUGCAGAGCCUGUACCAGGAGGUGUUCGGGCGGCUGCGGGACGAGCAGGGCCGGCCCUACUCGCCCAGCCGGUACGCGCUGCAGUACGGCAGCGACGGCAGCGUGCUGCUGAUCCCGCGCGCGCCCGCGCCCGCCGAGCCGCAGCCGCGGCGCCAGGAGCGCAAGCAGAAGGACAGGAGGAAGUGAAGGCGGCGGCGGAAGGGAGAGCUGGGAUGAGGGCCGAGCCUGGAAGUGCUUGCGGAGGGAACUUUGAUGCCUUCUUAUCCGAUUCUGUCUUCUGGAACCGCACGCGGCGCCGGCGGCGCGCGCCGGGGACUCUGCGGGAGCGGCCGUCCCAAAGCGGGGGACGGAGCCCAGCCCAAGCCCAGCUGCCACCGGCCACCCCCGGGGUGCUGGGAGAGCAGGGACGAGCUGGCAUCGCUGCUGGGGAGGUUGGCACGAGGUGGAUAAAACAAAAAAAAAAACAAAAAAAAACAAAAAAAAAAAUCCCCACAAAAAAACAAACUACUGUUAGGAACUGGCUUUAAGUAAGAGAAAAAAACAAAAAAAACAAGAAAAAAAAAGAGAUUUAAGUGAAUGGACUUCAAACCAAGUUAUAGGAGAGACGUUUUUCUGAACUUCCAAAGUUCUGUGAUUUCAGGUAGCUGGUUGUUUUUCUUUUUUUUUUUUUCCCCUUUUAUUUUUUUUUUGGUUCUUUUUGGGUUUUUUUUCCCUUCUUUCCUUUCAUCCCGACCCCGUUUUUGCCAUCGGUGUGUGUGAGAUAUUCCAGAUUUCUCCUUCCUCCAUCGGAGAUCAGACCAGGGCACACGUGGAGAGACACAAAAAGUGGCGUGACUUCCAUUAACCCUUUCCAGCCCGAGGAAGAGCAGAGCCAGGGGGCGACUCCCGUUAACCCUUUCCUGCCUGAGGAAGCUCAGAGCCAGGCCAAAGGGCAAGAAACCCAUCCUGGGAGAAAGGCCAAGGAGGGGGAUGCACGCAGAGCUUUGGGGUGAGGAAGGGAGGGAGGAGCAGCCGGAGCCUUUCCUGAGCACUCGGCCCCCGCCAGCUUCUCCUGGGAAGGAAUUUUGGGUCAGGAAGAGCACAAGGGGAGCGCUGGGACCCCGAUGCCAACCUCAAGGCCAGCCUUGGGGUGUCACCUCGAGCAUUGAACAGCUGUAGGUCCCCGUCCUGUAACCACGCUUGGGAUUUUUGGGGGUUCCAGCCUUGAUUUUUUUUCCUCCCCCUUUUAGGGUCUAGAAGUGCUUGUGUUGAGUAAAAAACAAACAAACAAAAAAACCUAAAAAAAUUACAAAAAAAAAAAGAAAAAAAAGCCAAAAAAAAAAAAAAAAGGGAGAAGCCCAAACGUUCAAAGCUGCUCAGUGUUCUCUUUGCCAUAAAGAUUCCGUGUAACCGUGUGAUCACAUUAUAGGAUUCUCUUCUGUCCCUAGAGGUGUCGGUCUGACUUCCUUUGUUUUUCAGGAGGGGGGUGGGGGUAGUGCCUUGAUCACUGUCAGGUCUCCACACCUCGGAGACCAUCCUAGAGCUGUAUUUCCAUAUAGCACAGCUGGGAGUGUUCUGACUUUACCAGCAACCAGAAAAAAAAACCUAUAAAUU